AUGGCUUCAAAGGUGGACGAAAUGCCAAUGGAUAGGGUCAGGGAAUAUUACGAAGAUUUCGUGCAAACCUUGCGAGAACAUGAGAGAUUCAACAGUCGCAGGCUUCCAUUUGAUCCCGUUCAAUGCUCCUGGCAGGAAGUGAUGAAAGAGCUGGAGAUAGCGACAAAAGCAGCAAGUCUCAACCAACAAGGCGACAAGAAUUUCUUCACCAAAAAUAGAAGAAAAUUGAGCUCUUUAUCGAGAUCAAUUGUACCUCUUUUGAAUGCUAUUCCGGAUGACUUAUGCUUUCUCCAUGGUGGACUUGCAAUUAUCUUCCAUCUUGCUGCGCAAAGGGAAUCAGUAAGGCGGAGUAUCCUGGAUACAUUUGAAGAUAUACCCACCAUCAUCAUCGUGGCUUGUAACAAAUCCCACAGGUUUCCCAGUGACAUCAGGCUGGAGAAGUCGAUAGUCGACCUAAAGAGAACGCUCUUUGCAGUUAUACCAGACUUGAUAAAGCUGCUAAUGCCUGACACAUUCGUGGCCAAAGUGACGAGCCUAUUUCGAGGAUUCGAUCUACCAGACAUGUUGGCUCUCAUCAAGCGAAAGAGCUUAGCUGUUGACAGCCUGGCCAGAGACCUGCAAGAUGAGCUGGUGUUCGAAACCUGUCUCGCCACUAGAAAGAUACAGGAAGUGACAGCAAACACUCAUUCGGGCGUCGAAAAACUUCAAGUCGCAAUACUGAAGCUUCAGCAUCUUAUAUCAGAUAACAUAACAACUUGGGAGCAGAAAGACGAGUAUCUUGAUUAG
Molecule: messenger RNA, 786 nt
Organism: Cadophora gregata
Lineage: Eukaryota; Fungi; Ascomycota; Leotiomycetes; Helotiales; Ploettnerulaceae
Exons: 4
Coding region: 1-786 (261 amino acids)
Source: RefSeq, a predicted model, not a curated record